CGCAGUGUGCGACUCGCUCCCACAAAUGACUGCAGGGAUCCACCUGCGCUACUAAUAUGUGACAAAGGAGCAGAAGCGCACAUUUCACCUAUUUGUUGUCUGUAGAUGCGUGAUGUGAAUCUCCGGUUCAGCAGAUCCUAAAGCUGCUCUACUGGAUGGAGAUCUGAUGACUGUGCAGGACAUCUGAGUUUGGUAGAGGAUGUACACUCCGGCAGCUGAUACGGGAGUGACGGUGGUGGAGGAAGACGCCACUCUGAGCAAUGCCUACUCUCCCGUCGACUACAUGAGCAUCACCAGCUUCCCUCGACUGCCAGAAGAUGAGGUUUCAGCUGACAACACGGUCAAACCACGCAAAGAUGACGACAACUUCCUCAGUGAGCAGGAAGCAGCAGACCCAGAUCUGUUCCUGAAGUCAGCCCGUCUGCAGCGUCUGCCAUCCUCCGCCUCUGAUUUGGCCAGUCAUGACGUGUCUCCUCUGCGGGAGACCAGCAGAGACCCGCUGGCUCAGGAGUGCGCCUGCACCCGCGACGGCCUCACAGUCAUCAUCACUGCCUGCCUGACCUUUGCCACCGGCGUCACUGUGGCCCUCAUCAUGCAGAUCUACUUUGGAGAGCCGCAGGUGUAUAGUCAGGCUGCAGUAGUGACGGAUGUGUCCCGCUGCACGGCUCUGGGUUUGGAUGUUUUGGGGAAGCAGGGCUCCAGUGUGGACGCAGCCAUCGCCGCCUCCCUCUGCCUGGGCAUCAUCCACCCCCACAGCUCAGGCAUCGGCGGCGGUGGUGUGAUGCUGGUCCAUGACAUCCGCAAGAAUGAGAGCCGCGUCAUUGACUUCCGAGAGACGGCGCCCUCCGGCCUUCACGAGGACAUGAUGCAGCACGCCAGCCACAGGCCGGGUCUGACCGUGGCUGUUCCAGGACUGAUCAGUGGACUCCAUCAGGCCCAUCAGCUCUACGGCAGGAUGUCCUGGAAAGACGUGGUCUCAAUGGCUGCAGAUGUGGCGAGGAAUGGAUUCAAUAUUACUCAUGAACUGGCUGACGCUCUGUCUAAAGUGAAGCAGCAGAACGUGUCGGACUCUUUCAGAGAUGUGUUUCUGCCCACCGGUCAGCCUCCCCUCGCCGGACUCUUCGCUAGACGCCUCGAUUUAGCUGCUCUUUUAGAUCAGAUCGCAGCCAAUGGCAUCUCAGAGUUUUACAGCAGCAAUCUGACCCAGGAAAUGACAUCAGCGGUUCAAGCUAACGGAGGAGUGCUGACGGAGGAGGACUUCAGAAACUACACCACCGUCAUCCAGACACCUCUGCAGAGUCUUUACCAGGGACAGCAGGUGUUUGUUCCUCCUCCUCCUCAGGCCGGCAUCGCUCUGCUCUCCGCGCUAAACAUCCUGGAGGGAUUCAACAUCAGCAGCCAGACGCCCCGGAGCAGCGUCUACCACUGGGUGGCGGAGUCUCUGAAGAUCGCUCUGUCUCAGGCCAGUGGAUUAGGAGACUCCAUGUUUGAUUCAUCGGUGUCGGAGCUGGUGGCAGAGAUGCUCAGUAAGACGCAGGCGGCGGUGUUCCGUCAGAUGAUCAGUGACACUCUGGCGUCCACCGCUGACCACUACACGCCGUCGUAUGAGCUGCAGGACACCAAUGAGGCCAGUCAGAUCUCCAUCAUGGGCACAGACGACCUGAUAGUCUCCGUCAUGAGCUCUCUGAACCGUCCGUUUGGCAGUGGUAUUGUGACGUCCUCUGGGAUCCUCCUCAACAGCCAGAUUCUGGAUUUUUCCUGGCCCAACAAAACCCUCAGCUCCGCAGCUUUCAAUCAGCGUAACAGCAUUGCUCCAGGUAAGAGGCCUCUGUCGUUCCUGCUGCCGCUGGCUGUGCGUCCGUCUGUGGGUCAGUGCGGGACAUACAUCGCUCUGGGCUCCUGCAGUGGAGAUCGGGCUCUCAGUGGCAUCACACAGGUGCUGGUUAAUGUAUUAUCGUGCCGCAGAAACAUGAGUGAGAGCGUGUCUUCUGGUCGUCUGCAUCCUCUGAUCUCCAACAACUCUCUGCUGGUGGACGCUGUGUUCCAGGAGGCGGAUGUGAAGGCUCUGCAGGCGAAGGGUCAUGAUGUGCUGAGGGUGGAGCGUCUGUCUCUAGUGGAGGGAACCCGCAGAACCAACGACCUGAUCAUCGGCGUCAAGGACCCCCGCAGCAGCGACGCCGCCGCACUCUCCAUGGCCAUGCCUUAGACACACACACACACACACAACUACACCCACUCAGACAUUCACAAUCACACAGAUGUUCAAUUACAGACACGCAUAAGCACUCACUCAAACACACACACAUAUACGGUACCUACACACAAGCACACAUAGACACACCCACACUUACUCAGACACACAAACACACUCAGAAACACAAAUAUACACACAUAUACAUAUAUACACCCUCGCAGACAUACACAAUCACACAGAUGUUCGAUUACAGACACGCAUAAGCACUCACUCAAACACACACACACAUACGCACACACAUAGUACCUGCACACAUAGACACACCCACACUUACUCGGACACACAAACACACUCAGACACACAUAUAUACACACUCACAGACAUUCGCGUACACACACACACAUAUACAUACACAAAUUUUAACUCUCACAUAUCUACACACACCCACAUUCACUCAAACGCACAGACACACACCUGUACACACACACACACAUACCUACACUCACUCAAACACACAGACAAACACUCAUUCACAUAUUCUCUCACACACACACACUCUCAAACAAAGACAUAUGCACACACAUAUAUAAAACUACACACACAUGUAAUCACACAGACAUAUGCAUGCAUACAUACAACUACACACACACACACUAGCACAAAAACACACUCAGACACACAAACCUACACUAUAAACACAAAACUCUCUCUCACACACACACACACACAAACACACACACACAGUGAUGAUGAUGAUGACAGCUGAAUGAUGGCAGUGUGUGUCAUUGAUGAAGAACGACUCUGGUUAUCUCCCAUGAGCUGUCAGAUCACGUGCGUAUCAAUCCUCAUCGUUAUUUAUUGUAGACACUUUGCACUUUGUGGAAAUCUAGUGAGGUCAUCAGAACCAUAGAUAUGUCAAUGCAGAUGCCACAUUCAGCAGAGACGUUCAGGCGUCCGCCAUCCUGGAACAGUCAAGAUGACACACAUCUGCAGCCGGUGUACACAACACUGGGAUUUAAAAGUGAAACCUUCACAGUUGUGUUUAUAUUUGCAUUAACUCAAUAUUUACAGUACUGAGCACUCAGCAUAACUCGAUAUACUCAAUAUUUUAAACUGUGGUAACUUCUAAGUGUCCUGUCAGCUAAUGCCUUUGUGUUGCUGUAUUGCUAAUGCUAAUUAGCAAAGUCUCCUCUCGGAUUCUGUUGCAGAUAGAUAUUUAUACACGUGUAAAUCUGUUCUUGAAGACGGUUCACUUGCUCUCUAAUGUUUAUGGAUUGACUUUUAUCAUUUGAGUUUUGCAGAUGGGUCAAUAAAGCAGCCUAUAGAAACUAA
Molecule: messenger RNA, 3526 nt
Organism: Danio aesculapii
Lineage: Eukaryota; Metazoa; Chordata; Actinopteri; Cypriniformes; Danionidae
Product: glutathione hydrolase 7
Exons: 17
Coding region: 200-2206 (668 amino acids)
Biological process (GO): glutathione catabolic process
Cellular component (GO): plasma membrane
Molecular function (GO): glutathione gamma-glutamate hydrolase
Source: RefSeq, a predicted model, not a curated record